AUGCCAAAAAUUACAAAUUUUUUCACGCCCAGAACGAGCAGUGGUGGUGGGAAGCGCUCAAAUGCGAGUUCAAACAGCGACAACAACAACGACAACAAAAAAGAUGAAGACGAACCGCCACCUAAACGGAGUCUGAAGUCAACUUCUUCUGAGGCAAUUGGAGCGAGGUGUGCUUCUUCAAAAAAAUCUUCGGUCAGUUCUGAGGAUGUAGAGAGUAUAAUCAACGAUCUUUUUACGGAAGAUCAAAAGAAAGUAUUGCACCACUACCACCGCUGCCGGGAAAGAAAUUGUUCUGGCCUUCGAACAGACGAAAAACAAAGGCUGUCAAGCAAGAAAGACAAGUUCCAACACGAGUGGCUCUUCGAAGCAAACGUAUUUUGUGAAAAGACAGGUUUGA
Porites lobata is the source of this 397-nucleotide messenger RNA. Lineage: Eukaryota; Metazoa; Cnidaria; Anthozoa; Scleractinia; Poritidae. The record is from the annotation of a GenBank genome assembly.